AACAGAAGAUUGGAGUGCAAAUGUUGGGAAAAGGUGUUGGCAGUUUUGUUAUUUGUGAUGAAGCUCGGGGGUGUAUUAUUGUUAUUUGUUGGUAAUUCUAUGCAGCGUUAUCUGAUAAAAAGAGAGGCGAAGCCUCGGUGAGGCGAGGAAAGUGUAAUGGCGAUGUUGUUUAUGGCCCCCGCGAAGCUCAACUUUUUACGAAUCUUGCCAUCGCCAUCGCCACCCUUAUUGAAGCCUGCACGUUGCGCACCACUCCCGCCAGUCCAGCAAAGUUCUUUUAAGGUUGAUGCAGCAAUUAUCUGUGAACCUUGCAACGGCAAAGGAUGGUUACUUUGUGAUUUUUGCAAAGGGCAAAAAACCAAUGUGAGAGCUGAAAACAAGCGAAUCUAUCGCCGAUGCCCAUCUUGCAGAGCUACUGGAUACAUCUUGUGCUCAAAUUGCAAAGUUUUCAAGUGUGUUACCUUCCCAAAUUCUAGCGAUGGUGCUGACCUAUCUUUUUGAGCCUCUAAACUCUUCUGGUUUGCUAAGGAUGUUGAUCCUACAAUUUGGCGAGCAUUGAACCAGAAACUAUGUACAUGAAGGUGGAUUUAAUUGUUUUGAACAGUUUACUUUGAGGUUGUUUGUCUUCUCCUUCUGUAUGAUUCUCCCCCUCAAGAAGAUUGUCUUUGAGUGGCAUUAAUGUAAUUUCCAUAUUACUAGUUGGAAAAGGAAAAGAAAUGGAAUGAUUGAGUUUAAACCACUGUAUUUCUUUAUAUUGAUGUGCAUGAUGCA
Molecule: messenger RNA, 771 nt
Organism: Corylus avellana
Lineage: Eukaryota; Viridiplantae; Streptophyta; Magnoliopsida; Fagales; Betulaceae
Product: chaperone protein dnaJ-like protein
Source: RefSeq, a predicted model, not a curated record